Messenger RNA from Ilyonectria robusta, 662 nucleotides. RefSeq lists its product as uncharacterized. Bases 79 to 348 code for a protein of 89 amino acids. The transcript is spliced from 2 exons. The record is from RefSeq and is a predicted model, not a curated record. Lineage: Eukaryota; Fungi; Ascomycota; Sordariomycetes; Hypocreales; Nectriaceae.
GUUUGUUUACUCCACUUCCACGCAGUCAAUUCGUCUCCUCAAUUAGACGGCUCUCGUUAUUGGCUCGUUGAUUGAGUAAUGGAUUUCGAUCCUAGCAUUGAAGAGCUCUCUAAUGAUUUGCUCUUCGUCGUUUGUGCCCGUUGUGGCGAGGAGAAACCGGAGAGUCACUUCACAGCAAAAAGACAGUCUGCUGGGCCAACUAAGCAAUGCAUAGACUGCCGUAAGCAGCGCGUUGCCCAUAUCCAAACUCACGCUCCAGACGCUGCGGAACAUCGCUGUUCAUCCAUCCUCACCCGAGAGAACCGCCGCGAAGAGAACCGAUGGAGAUGCUGGCCUGUCGCCUACUAACGAGAGAUCCGGAACCCAGCCUACAUCGCCAGAGAAGUUACGACGACUUCAUGCAGAUAGGACGUUAUUCGGAGAGUCAACUAGCCAGCCGCAGGUAGCGCUGGGGACGCCAAUUCCAUCAGCCCAAGAAAGCGUGCGGUUCUUCCGCACUCUCGCUCCCUCACCUCCCGUGCAGCCAAUGACCCAUCCAAUCGCCUCACAUUCUGAUCCAUCUACUGUCCGAAGCAGCCCAACUGAUGUGGGCUACUACUACCUGGCUUCUAGAUUCCACAAGGGUGGGAAGAACUCACAAGAUGAUCCCCCCAAGGCCGGGG